AUGCCAGAGAUUCCCAACCCUACUAAAAAGCUUUUCUUCUCUACUUGUUUUGACUCGAAUUUUUCCUUGCCAGCGUCGGAAAUGUCUGAGUUUGUGGCUGCCAACAUCCAGGAGGAGGCCAGCAGUCUCUCUGCGUCACCGGGUGGAGAAGACUUCCUGUUUGUGGAAGCCCGGCACCCCAACACGGUCCUGCAGGGUCUCAACGCCUUGAGGCUCGAUAACUCCUUUUGUGAUGUCACGCUGUGUUGCGGUGGACAGGAGUUUCCCUGUCACCGCAUCGUGCUGGCAUCCUUCAGCAAUUACUUUCAGACCAUGUUUAAAACAAAUCUAAAGGAGUCCAAACAGGAUCGCGUGGCUAUCAAUGGAGCUGAGCCGCAAAUGAUUGGCAUGCUGGUGAGCUAUGCUUACACAGCUGAGGUCUACAUUUCCAAAACAAACGUCCAGGCACUGCUGGCUGCAGCCAACCUGAUGGACGUGAUGGCCGUGCGAGACGCUUGCUGUCGUUUCAUGGAGCGACAGAUGGACGAGACCAACUGUGUGGGGAUCCACUGCUUCGCUGAGGCCCAUUCGUGUAAGCUGCUGGAGAAACAAAGCAUGGACUACAUCCUGGAGCACUUUAGCAGUGUUUGUCUACAGGAGGAGUUCUUGACCUUGUGUGUGGACAAGCUCGUUGAAAUCUUGGACAGUGACUUUCUCCAUGUAGCCAGAGAGGAGUUAGUAUUUGAAGCUGUCAUGCUGUGGCUUAAUAAAUGCCCGACUCGCAAGCAGAGCUUUGAGAAGGUCUUUGAGAACAUCCGCCUGUCCCUCAUUUGCCCCUACUAUCUCCAUGAUGUAAUUGAAUCUCUGGACGUGGUAAAGGAAAACCCAGGCUGCCAAAAGCUUAUUUCUAAAGCCAAAGACUACCUGCUGCUAAAGGACCGCCGAAGGGAGCUUUACUGCUCCCGGGUACGGCCGCGCCGAUUCACAGAAACAUUGGAAGUUAUCAUAACAGUUGGUGGGGAGGAUGACAAAGUGGUACUGCGAAGUGUGCAGAGCUUCGAUCCCUUGACGAAUGAGUGGAGGGACCACGCUUGCCUGCCGUUUGCUGUGAGCAAGCAUGGUCUGGUGGUGUCAGACUCCAUUUUGUAUUUAGCCGGUGGCGAAUUUCCCGAUGGCUCGGCCAGCAGGUGGAUGUGGCGGUAUGACCCGUGUUUCGACACAUGGAUGGAAAUUGCUCCCAUGAAUGCUCCUCGAUCUGAACUCGGCCUGGUGAUGCUGGACGGUUUAAUUUACGCCGUGGGUGGGUGGGAAGGUGGCUCUCGUCUAGACUCUGUGGAGUGCUACAACCCUCACACCAACUCCUGGCAGUUCACGGGCUCCGUCAAGAUGGCAGUCACAAGUCCUGCUGUUGUGGCGCUGGAUGGUCUUCUUUAUGUUACUGGUGGCGCGGUUCUGGAAGACGGCGAUGGCUCAGAUCUCACACAAGUAUACAAUCCUAAAACAGAGACGUGGAUGGAGGUUGCGCCGAUGCAGAUUCCUCGUUCUGGUUCAGCAGCUUGUACACUGAAGGGAAAGAUUUAUGUCAUAGGUGGAUGGCACGCUACGAAGGAAAACACAGACAAGGUGGAGUGCUACGAUCCUAAGACCAACCAAUGGACCAUGUGCGCCCCCAUGAAAGAACGACGCUACAGACCUGGUGUCGCCGUAGUGGAUGAAAAGAUCUACGUUCUGGGAGGAGAGGAAGGCUGGGACAGAUAUCACGACACAAUUGAGAGGUUCUGCGACGUGACUGACACGUGGGAGAUCGUCGGGGAGAUGCCCACCAGUCGCAGCUGGCUCGGCUGCGUGUCCCUACUGCUGAGAAAGGACUUUUUGUCAAAGUCUCGUCUGAAUACAACAAAAAGCUGCUAA
This is a messenger RNA of Nerophis lumbriciformis (worm pipefish), 1890 nucleotides long. The record is from RefSeq and is a predicted model, not a curated record. NCBI's taxonomy places the organism in Eukaryota, Metazoa, Chordata, Actinopteri, Syngnathiformes, Syngnathidae.